Anopheles coustani is the source of this 2021-nucleotide messenger RNA. RefSeq names its product proton-coupled amino acid transporter-like protein CG1139. Gene Ontology annotation, cellular component: vacuolar membrane. The record is from RefSeq and is a predicted model, not a curated record. The transcript is spliced from 9 exons. Bases 87 to 1457 code for a protein of 456 amino acids. Gene Ontology annotation, molecular function: amino acid transmembrane transporter activity. Lineage: Eukaryota; Metazoa; Arthropoda; Insecta; Diptera; Culicidae. Gene Ontology annotation, biological process: amino acid transmembrane transport.
UGCUCCGGUCGUCGCUUUUCACGGCCAUCGAACACGCGAACUGCUUUCCCUCAUUUCUUAGCACGCGCGCAAAGAGACCGUCCGAGAUGAGCAACGCGGGCAACGAGAGCCCCACGCGGAAGGGUAACACCACCAGCGUGGACAUGCAAAUAUUCGCCUCCAACGGGAACACGAUCGUCGACGAGAGCUACGAUCCCCAUCUGCACCGCAACCGGCCGCAUCCGACGACCAACUUCGAAACGUUGGUCCACUUGCUGAAGGGUUCGCUGGGGACGGGCAUCCUCGCGAUGCCGCAAGCGUUCUACAACGCCGGCUACAUCUCCGGACUCAUCAACACGGUACUGAUUGGCAUCCUCUGUACGUACUGUCUGCACGUGCUCGUCCAAGCGCAAUAUAUCCUAUGCAAGCGACACCGCGUACCCAUCCUGACGUACCCCAUCUCGAUGAAGAUUGCGCUCGAGGAAGGCCCUCCGUGUCUGCGACCGUUUGCCCGUUACGCUGUUGUUAUCGUCGAUGGUUUCAUGAUAGUCUAUCAGCUAGGCAUCUGUUGCGUGUACAUCGUGUUUGUAGCGACCAACGUCAAACAGCUAGUGGACUACUACUGGCUAACGCUGGAUGUGAAAAUCCAUUGUCUCAUUCUACUGGUGCCUCUAAUAGGCAUCAAUAUGAUUCGCAACCUGAAAGUGCUCGCUCCGUUCUCGACGCUUGCUAACAUCAUCACAUUCGUUGGUAUUGGAUUGAUUCUGGCCUAUAUUCUCGACGACAUUCCAUCGAUCUCGGAGCGCGAACCGUUUGCCGAGGUUGGCAAAUUUCCACUGUUCUUUGGUACUGUCCUUUUCGCACUGGAAGCGGUCGGGGUGAUCAUUGCCCUGGAGAACAACAUGGCUACCCCGAAAUCCUUCGGCGGUACCUGUGGCGUACUUAACGUUGGUAUGGUUGUGAUCGUCGUGCUGUACGCUGGCAUGGGAUUCCUGGGAUAUCUGAAAUACGGUGCCGAUUCGGAAGGCAGUUUGACUCUAAAUCUACCACAGGAAGAAAUUAUGUCUCAAUCGAUAAGAAUUCUAUUCGCUAUAGCGAUCUUCAUCUCAUAUGCACUGCAGUGCUACGUGCCGGUGGACAUCAUUUGGAACGUGUAUCUGGUCGAAAAAUACCGCGACUCCAAUAACAAGCUGGUCUACGAGUUACUGGUCCGGAUCGUCGUAGUCAUCGUAACCUUCCUCUUGGCUGUUGCUAUUCCCCGGCUGGGUCUAUUCAUCUCGCUGUUCGGCGCCUUCUGCCUGUCCGCGCUCGGCAUAGCCUUCCCGGCGAUCAUGGAAAUCUGCGUACUCUGGCCGGAUAAGCUUGGCCCGGGAAAAUUUACGCUCUGGAAAGACAUCAUUCUGAUUCUAUUCGGUGUGGUUGGUUUGGUCGCUGGCACGUAUACGGCUGUGCGCGAUAUUAUUAUAAGUUUUAUGUAGAUCUACAAACUCCAACAGGCAUAAACAAAUCAAUUUCUCCCGACGCUUGCACUGAAACAUCGUUUGCUAACAACGAUGAAACUGUAGAUGAAAUUAUUACAGGAAAAGAAACAAAAAAAAAGCUCUCUAAUACUCAUUUAUAUAAGACGGUUGUGCGCUAAGCUUCCUAGUUGGACUACGACAACGCAACGGCGAAGCCGGUGGGAGAAGUUUCGCAAAAAAAAAACGUUCCUCCUAAUACCUGGCCACGCUGACGAACGUUUGCGCUAUGGUAGUGAGAGAUUUGUAACAUAUCAUUUGAUAGUUCUUACUGACGUAGUGUUGAUAAAUGUAUCCGAUUAGAAACUUUCUGUCGACUAUCAUUUAGUUUUCUAGUAUCCCCUAGCAUUCGGUUCAACGCAAUGAUUCCCUUCUGUUCAAACCGCAACGCAACCUCAGAAACAAAACCAAUGUUUGGAAAUCCUAGGUAUUUCCGGACGGUAAAGUAGUAUAGCUACGCCAAGCGUUAUUCAAGCACUCACAAGUUAUUGUAUCGAAAGUCGAUCGGUCGAUUUGUACAAUCAC